CCCGCAUACAGCAAGUGAAUGGUGAACUGGACGGAUCCCGAUGUCAUCUCGGAGUGCGGCAGCAUGAUAGCACGCCUUAAUUUUCUAUUCCUCGGUUUGUACAUGUGGGGAUUGUUACUACUUUGCGCUCAAGAGCUCCCUCAUGACCAUGACUCGUAGGUGGGAGUACGCACGAUCAUGGCAAGUCGAACUUGCUUUGAUUCGCAGACGCAUACCGCCUCGAUGGCCUCUACUACCGUAUAUCACCGGUCGCAUUCUUCUUCUGACGUCCAUGGUUAUGAUCUGCUGGCUCAGCAGCCCGACCUCCCAGAACGUGGAUUGCCACAGCGCUUUUUUGGUGUUUUCUUUCGCAGGGAAUGCAGCCAUUGGUUGUUCGUCUUUGAACUUGAUGGUACGACCAUUCAUGAUUUGGAGAACAUUCAGCUAUGUCCGUAUAUUUGUGGUAUUAGCCACGAUUGGCCACUGGGUCUUCCUGUUACGGGUAAUGUUUGCCUUCUCCGUCAUGAACGUGAACGGUAGCUGUGGCUUCAUGAUCAUUGACCAUACUGUCAUGACCGCUUUAUUCAUCUACACAAUGUGUUAUGAUAUGCUGGCGCUUGCUCUGACUAUCAUCGGCCUUCGGAAUACACCAUCAUCUAAUGCAAUAUGGAAAACGUUGCAUAAACAAGGGAUAAUAUAUGUCUCAGUCACCUGCUUGGCAAAUAUUUUUCCGAUCGUUAUAUCUUCGUUGAACCUGAAUGUCGUCAUGAACGUUGUAUUUGCGAUGCCUGCAUCUGUUAUCAGCACUAUCGCUUCAAGUCGAAUAGUUGGUUCUUUUCUGAACUUACGGUCGAGGUACGAGUGACAAGAAAUUAUUUAUUGGUUGUAUUCUCAACAUUUCCAGCAACUCCGCAGAAGAGCUGGAAAGUCUAGGCGUGCCACUUACCACUGUGCUGAUAAUGCCUACGUGAGUUACUGCUUCGACCUUUGCAUUCAUUAAAUGAUGGAUAUGGCACACAGUACAUCCUCCGUGGAUACCCAAUCCUUCGUAUGAUGUUUAGGGAUUCAUC
Molecule: messenger RNA, 1049 nt
Organism: Suillus paluster
Lineage: Eukaryota; Fungi; Basidiomycota; Agaricomycetes; Boletales; Suillaceae
Exons: 12
Coding region: 143-844 (233 amino acids)
Source: RefSeq, a predicted model, not a curated record